Molecule: messenger RNA, 588 nt
Organism: Danaus plexippus (monarch butterfly)
Lineage: Eukaryota; Metazoa; Arthropoda; Insecta; Lepidoptera; Nymphalidae
Exons: 5
Coding region: 192-554 (120 amino acids)
Source: RefSeq, a predicted model, not a curated record
CUUGAAAGAUUACAUUCACGAUAUAUUGUGUCGGCCAUCUUACAUUUUAAAGAUCUCUUUAUAUACGACAAAUAUAAAGGAAUAUACUAAAUUAUUUUUAACCGUGAAAUUUACCAUGUCAAUGUACUCAUAUAUAAGUGUUCUUUUGUAAGUCUUUGUGUCAGUGUUCUUUGUUUGGAACAACGGCCAGAAUGUUAGAAUCUAAAGCCUUAUCAGUCGUCGCUGCCACGUUUUUCAUUUUAACCUUGCUGUCGGACAGGGAAGUUAACGCGGCUCCAGAGCCAUGCAAGGAAAUAGUGGAAUUUAUAUUUAAUACAGACCGGAUAAGGAAAACCAAACACACCGAGAAAGAGAGCGGAGAAGUAGACGAAAAGGAACAGAGAAGAAAAGAAAAGAUCAAACAACUGAAAAAGAUAGAUGAAGUUCUAGAAAAGCUGGUUAUUUUAGGAUCAGAUAAAGAGGCUUCUGAACAACCUAAAAAAGAACCCAAAGGAGUCAUGGAAGAAUUCAUGUCUGGUUAUUUUAACUUCAUAAAAUAUUUAAUGAGCAUGUAAUAUAUAUUAAGUAAUAAAUAUUAUAAAAAAUGCA